UACGGGCGAGCCACCAAUGGCCAGAGAAUAGGAAGUAAUUACCGAUUUCGUGUGUAGAAAAAUGUUAUGCUAGGCUUCCUUAGCCUAGGUAUGUCUGCAAUUUCGUAAUCUGGAGACUUUAAGACAGUCGUUGUGCGUCUGUUUAUCGGUUUAUCUUCAAGAGCCAUAGUUGGAAAGAUCUGCAUUGCUCACCGUGUGUCGGAACUAAACCCUGCGAUAAUGGCUCGUAGUUGAUAGUUAUUUUGGAGGAAUACACCAGCUACAGGGUGACCAAACUGAAGAUUCUAACAACUUAAUAUUCCACGGUUUUCUCAGAGAGAGGCACACCAACACAGCCCGAAGCUGGAUACUUCAAGUCUCAAUCCCUCAUCCCCUGGGGGGGAUGAGCCAAUGGAUGCCGCUUUCAGUGUUCAAAGCCCGCAGAUGAUGGAAAUUCUACAAACAGAGGAAAACCCCAGCAUGGCAGGGAUCUCCAAUGUGGCCUACAUCCAACCAGGGCAGAUAGUGCAACCAGAACUGCAGCUACAGACGUCAGGCUUUCAUUUGGGAUCUAUUCAACAAUUGACAACAAUUAGGGCGUUACAAGCUGGUACUGUGCCACUGACGUAUACAACAUCUGCCAUCCCAACAUUACAGACUGACCUCGGUGGUCAGCAGAUUCUGAUUCUGCAGCAGCCUAUUCAAGAGAUUGUGCCGCAGAUCAAGAUUGAAGAUCAGCAACAGCUUCAGCAACAGCUGCAACAACAGCAACAGCAAUUACAGCUACUACAGCAACAGCAGCAGCAACAGCAGCCGCAACAGCAACAACUACAGCAACAACAACUACAGCAACAACAACUACAGCAACAACAACUACAGCAACAACAACUACAGCAGCAACAACUACAGCAACAACUACAGCAACAAUUAGACUCUUUACAAGUGAUAGAAGAAACUCCACUUGGAGCAGAUUUAGAGAAGAAAAAAGAUGACAAAAACAACAACAUUGAUAGUAGUAAGUGGAAAUCAUUGUACCUUUAAAUUUGGCUCACCAAACUCAUAUACGCAACUCACUUUGACCAUCAUUUAAAAAGCUAUCAGUUCACCAUAAUAUUUAACUAGACUAAAAACAAAAU
Molecule: messenger RNA, 1115 nt
Organism: Anneissia japonica
Lineage: Eukaryota; Metazoa; Echinodermata; Crinoidea; Comatulida; Comatulidae
Exons: 4
Coding region: 391-1020 (209 amino acids)
Source: RefSeq, a predicted model, not a curated record